UCUAGGAAUUUCUCAUCCUUCCUUCUGUCUUGCGAAAAACGAAAAUAAAUAUAUAGACAAAACAUUUGAAUGUUGGCAUAAGGAUUGCAUAUUUUAAAAACAAACACCAUAAUAUGAAAACUUGUGCAGUUCGAUCGUGUGGAAAUGACUCUAAUAAAAGACGAGAUUUGUGUUUUUUUAACAUACCCAAAGAUCCUGUUCGAAGAGAGGAAUGGUUGGAAGUGUUGGGGAUAAAUCCUAGAAAAAAUAUAAAUAAUUUAACAGUAUGUGAAAUCCAUUUUAAAGAAAAAGAUUUUAAAUCAGGAAAGAAAAAAGUUCUUAAAUCGCAUGUUAUUCCUGUUUUGAAUCUUGGUCAAAUUGACCCUGUUGACAGUGAUGAGUAUUUCAUACACUAUGACAUUGGAAAUGAUCCUGAAAUUUUUGAAUUUCAAGAUGAAACAUCUACUACCAAUAAUCAAGUGGUAGUGAAAAAAGAGCCUGUUGAAGAGAAACCAGAUCAAGAACCAGCUCCUGAUUUGGAACAGGAAACUGGCCGACGACCAUCUAGGAGAGCUGCUAUUGUAGCUGCCAAAAAAAUCUUCAACACUGUUCGUAAUUUAAGCAUCACUGAUAAUCCUGCUGAUCAUUCUGUCAAUCUUUCACCUAGUCCAAAACCUGUAAGUGUGCCACAUCCUUACAGCAGAUCAAAGCCAAAGAAAAAUACACCACCACCGCCACCACCAGAACCAUCUGCAGACAUCAAUGUUGAUCUUGAAAUGGAAUGCUAUGAAGAAUUGUUAAGUCCAGUUCAGAAUGAAUUCUUGUAUGAUGCCCAAGUGCAGUAUAAUAUUAACAUGAAAAACUUUAGAGAAUUAGUUGCAGACAAUGUGAAAAUUAUUCAAACUGAUGCAAAUGGUGUGCCGAUCUUUGUAACUUCUUCUCUUAAUAGAAAUCAAAAAAGAGGAAAUGUGGCAGUCAGUUCUAAGUCAGCUAGAAACAAACCAGUGAAUACAAAUUCUGCAAUGGUUGUGCCAAUGAGAUUAAUACAGGCACCUAUUAUGAUUACCUAAAUUGAGUUUUAUAUCUGUGAUGAAGAAAAAAAAAUUCUCAAAUUUUGGCUGUUAAUUUGUCCAAAUGCAUUUAUAUUUCUUUUAUUUUGUUAUUAGUUUUAUAUGUUAUUAGAAGAUCAAAUAUGGUUUAUUGUUAUUUUAAAAUUUGAAUAUAUUUACAUUUGCUUGUUUUGUUUUGUUCGUUUUUAGUGAUAAAUAAUCCAGUCAUUUAUUGAAAAUUUUCCCUUGAUAAUUUUAAAUUGCCCAUCAUAAUACUUUCUUUCCUUUUUGUUAUACAUAAAAAAAAAAAAUUAUUCUAUUUCAACGAGAAAACUAUUGUACAACCCCGUUUAUGACCAAAAAAUGUUCCUCUGCAUUCCCCACACAAUCAUGAAAGUAGAUGUAAAGAAUAAAUGUCAUAAAUUACUCAUAAUCAAAAAGAAAUUUUAUUAAAUGAAUUUUUUUUUUUUUUUUGUUAAAUAAUAAAAUAUUUCAAAUUUAUAUGGUUAAUUGAAAUUUCUUUUACAGAUAAAAAUUUUUAGUGACACUUGCUGUGUAGUUAUUCAUAACUCUGAUGUUACAUAUGCCAAUCUAAAAUUCUGAUUGUUAGUUUACGAGGCAUUGCAUUGGGAGAUUUUCUUAAGAUUUUAUUAUUAUUAUUACUGUUUGGACUGAUGUGUCAAUUUAUUAAUCAUUCUUUUAGAACAAAAUAAAUUUUUGAUGAAAAUUUAAUGAUUGGAAUAAUGUUAUUUCGCUUUCCCAUAAAUGGACUGUCAAAUAUUCAUUAAUAAAUGAGUUUAAAACUGCCUGGGAUUACUGCUUUUAAAGAAUAUAAAUAUUCCACUCUGUGUUUUUUUUAAUAAUAAUAAUAAUCUACAAUUUUACAUUCUUAUAUGUUCAUUCAGAAUAAGUACUCUAAAUAACAAAAAAAUUUAUCUUUUAUCUUAUUUUAAUCAAUAAAUCUACUGCUGAAAAAAUUAAAAUGUCUAAAAUUUUAUGAAUCCUCUGGUCUUACUAGUAAUAUUAAGUGAAGCAUUCUUUCUAAAUAACUAAAUAAUAUUCUAAAUUUUUAAAAAAGUAUUACUCUUUCAUAACUUCUGGUUGAGUUAUAAGGCUUUGAAUUCUAUUGUUUUAGAUUAUUUUAGAUAAUUUCAAUCUUUGUGUUAAGGAAGAUCUGUCAAUUAAUAUGGUGUUUGCUCUAGGAGCUGUUGAUUGAUUUAAAAAAUUAACAUUCAAAUCUUUGUGUCAUGAUCUAUUUUAAUCUCGAAAAAGUAAAACUUUUGGUACUUUCCUGUUAGCCGGGCACAAAUAAUAACUUAAUAAAUUAGUUAAUUUAGUUUUAAUUUUGGCCUGCUACUGUUACUACUGUUGAAUCUCGUUUAACGAGUAUAAUUUGUUCCCAAAUCAUUAGUCGUAAUAGGAAUCCAUGUAAAGUGGGAUAAUGCAUUCCAUUCAAAAAAAUAUUCAAAUAAAUUUAUAUUAAUGUAAUUUAUUAUAUAUAUAUGCAUGCUUUUUUUAUGAAAAAAUUGUUUAAAGAUAUUUAUCUCUACUACGCUUCAAAAUUUUCCAAAAAUGAGACACAGCCUUGUUGUUGAUUGAAGUAGCAUAGCUACUGCCUUAUUUGGGCAAUGCUUCUCAAAUAAGGCAGUAAGGGCAAUGCUUCUCAACGUAAGAUAUAAUAAUUUCCCAUGCUUUGAGCAUUAUUGGAAUGUUGUCUAUUUUUUAUUACCCUCCUUAUUGAAUUUCAUCUGACUUUUUACUGUGACAUAAUAUGCAGUGCCAUAACCCCUCAGUUGUUCUAUUUAUUUUCUUCCAUCAGCUCCUCAAUAUCUUUGCUAUCCAUUUCCGACCUCUUAAUCUUGCCCAAAGACGAAAUAUCAUUGAUUAAAGCUCCAAAAGUGUUUACUCAAGCUCCAUCCUAGUCAGGUUCAACAACGCUACCCUGUCAAAACUUCUUUCAUGUGAAUAUAAGGGCUUUCUUCAAAUAAGCUCUCACACAAAUCAAUACAGAUUAUGAGAUCACAGUGUCUCCUUACUACUUAUUGUUCGAAACAUGCUUUUUAAGGAAAACACUUUUUUCAUCUUGUUUUACUAGCUAUGCAAGGUGCUCGUUAAGCGAGGUUUAAUGGCAUUUUCUUAAUGCAUAAAAGGGAAAGAAAAAAAUAUGGCUGCUGUCAAAAUUUAAAUUUUAAUAAAAAUUCCUCGAUUUGCUUAUUUUUUAAAAAAACCUUAAGUGAAAUUCAAGACUGAGAUAAUAAGAAAAAUAGGUCUUUUUUUGUAUUAAAAACCAUUUUUCAUAAAUAAACAUAGUUCCUUUUUGUUAAAAAAAACUUAGUCAUAUUAGCACUGGUUUGUGCAAACUAUUCAUAUUUAUAGCAGUUAUUAUGCUGUGAUCAUUUAUUUCAAUUUGUCAAUGUAGUAUAUAUGUACCUGUAAUGUUAUUUGCUGUCUUUAUCAAUGGUGUAUGUUAAUUUAUGAUGUGUUCUAUUUUUCUUUGAUAGUGAUUAAUAAUGCUGAGGUGAUUCAUUCAUGAGAUUUGAAAUUAUUUCUGCAAAAGAACUACAGACUUGUGACUCCUUUUAAUAUUUAUAUUUUCUCUUAUUUGCUUUUUCUUUCUCGCUUUUUCGCUUUCUUUGCUUAUCUGCUUUCAAUAAGCAAACAAAAAAAAAUUAAUAACUAAGAAAAAUCAGAAAUUUAAUUAACAGGUGAAAGAGAUGCAGAAUAGUAUUAGAAGGCAAAACUGGAUUAUGCAUAACUAAAUGAAUAUUAGAAGAAGAAAAGUGACAAUUUGUUCCUGUUGGUACAGCUGAAUUUUUUUCCUCCAACUAAUGCUGUUUCUUUCUCACUGCCUCCUCCCCCCUUCCCCCUGAUUCUAUCAAAUCCAUCCCAUCCAAAGUUUGUCUGUUUUUAUUAAUUUUUCUUCUUUUCCUCGAUUUUUUUUUUUUUUCCUUUCUACCUUUCUUUUUCUGUUGUCAAAGUGGUCCACCAGAAACUUGGCUGGUAGUGCAUAUUCAUUUCCCUUGUUAGAUUCUGUUGCUGUAGUGCAGAAGUUUGGAGAAAUAGAUGCCAACUCAAGUGUUAUCCUGUGUUUUUCAAGAAUUCUGAUGACUUUUUGAAAUUACAUGGUACCAAAAUGUCUCUCAUUGCUCUUUAAAAUAGAAUGUUAGCAUAAAUAAACUAAAUUAAACUUUGUUAGAUGUCACUCAACAAGAUAAAAUAUUUGGAUAAUUAAAUAAUACAGUUCAGAUGAAGAAAAAAGUGUCUUUGCAAAAAAUAACAGUCGUAUUUAUUAGAGAUAAAAAAAAAUAUUAAAUGCUGCAUGUCUUCAAAAAAAUAUUUUUACAAUCUUCAUUAAGCAGCAUUCUUUUAAUUUUCUGUUAGCAAAACUUAAAUGAAAUUCUCUUAUAUGCAAGUUAUUUCAUAUUUUUAAAUUGCCAAAAGUUUUAUAUUUGGAUUUGAAAUUUUAAAAAAUUGAGCUACUUGAAAUUAAAGUUGUCUUUUUAAAAUUAUAUUCUCUUGCAAAAUAAUUUUUGCAAGAGAAUAUAAGUUUUGUAGUUUUGCUUAUUUCUGAGCUUAUGAAUCACCACUGCAGUAACAUACAUUCUAUUUUGUUUUUGCUUUAAAAAAAGAAAUUAAAUAUCCUAUGUAUCCAUGUUGUUUAGUGUACUUUCCCACUAACUUAUCAGUAAGUGUUAACAUGCAUAAAUUAGCAAGAGUUUGCUAAUUUCACGAUAUAAAGCUGCAGUUCUUGUCUCAUGAUGGUUGUUUUAAUGUAUCCUCAUUUUUUAAUAAAUAAUUUUGGCAGAUGUGAGAGAACUGCCAAAAUAUCAGUCCUUUGAGUCUGUCUUUUAAGAAAAAAUGUAUGUAAAAGCAUCCACAUACAUAAUGUGGAAUUUUAUGUGAAAAUAUCUGUCUCAGUGUUAUUUGCAAUCUAUAUUGUUGGUAUAUUUCACUCUCUGCUUUUCAAACUGCUUUUAAGUAAUAUUCGGUUGUGAAAUUUCCAAGUGUCACCUUUCCUAAUAAUCAUUGCGAAAAAGUGAUUAAAUGUUUCUGUAUUUAAUCUAGAUGUGUUUUUUGAUGUUGAAUCUGUGGUUUGCAAGAUAAUAAGUAUUUCAUGUGUAUUAUUGUAUUUUCAUUAUAUACAACAGAAAAAUGUGAUUAUUUGUUUUAGUGCAAUUCAUCAUUCCAUUGUCAAAAUUUUAUUGAUCUUUGUAUUUUAUCAAUCCUGC
Molecule: messenger RNA, 5257 nt
Organism: Argiope bruennichi
Lineage: Eukaryota; Metazoa; Arthropoda; Arachnida; Araneae; Araneidae
Gene: Dlip2
Exons: 3
Coding region: 114-1049 (311 amino acids)
Molecular function (GO): sequence-specific DNA binding
Source: RefSeq, a predicted model, not a curated record